This is a messenger RNA of Chironomus riparius, 3455 nucleotides long. Lineage: Eukaryota; Metazoa; Arthropoda; Insecta; Diptera; Chironomidae. The record is from the annotation of a GenBank genome assembly.
GUUUACAAAAACAUUGUGCCAAAAUAAAUUCUGCUUUUCUGCUUAAUUAUAGUGAUUUUAAUCCAUUAUGGACUCAAUUAUUCCUUUCCUUGAUGAAUCAGAGCAGCCGUUCAGCCAUGAAGACAUUAUUAGAGCUCGAACAAUGAUCAUGGAAAACCUUAAUAAUCUACUGACUGCAUCAUCUGCUCAAAUUAAAAUCGAGUUGGUGACGAAGAUACAGGAACAAGUGUUGAAAUGGGCACCUGCAAUGAGAGUUCUAGAGGAAGUUAUUGACGAUAUUUUAGCAAUUUCAUUAGAUCAGAAUCAGGAUGUAAAGAAAUCGAUAAUUGGAUUUAUAGAGGAAGUCUGCAAACAGAAAAUUAGAAUGUUACCGAAAGUAAUAAAAUGUGUAGCAAUGUUUUUGAGGUCGGAAUCGGCUAUUCUAAUUAAGAGAGUAACACAGGCUUGUGGAUCAAUCUAUAAAAACACAUUGCAAUGGAUGUGCUCAACAGAAGACGUCACAGAAGAAAUGAAAGAUUGUUGGGAGCAAUUGUGCUUAAUUAAGGCACAAAUCCUAGACAUGAUUGAUCAUGAGAAUGAUGGAGUUAGGACUAAUGCAAUUAAGUUUUUAGAAGGAGUAAUUUUGCUACAAACACAUCCAGAUGCAGAUAGCAUGAAAAAAGACAAUGAUUUCUCACUAGCCGAUGUUCCAUUGACAUUAACUCACAUUAGACGUAGGAAGCUUGAAGAGGAAGCGAUGAAUAUUUUUGAAAUUCUUGUCAAAUUCCAUGGAGCUUCUCAUAUUUCCUCAGUUAAUUUAAUUGCAUGUACAGGGACAUUAUGUACAAUCGCCAAAAUGCGACCGGCUUUAAUGGGUCAAGUUGUAGAAGCGCUUAAAAAUUUACAUUCAAGUUUCCCUCCAACAUUGACUAAUUCACAGAUUGCAUCAAUCAGGAAGAACUUAAAAAUGCAAUUUAUUAAUCUAUUAAAACAACCAGCAAGCUUCGAUUGGCGUACAGCAAUUAUUCCAAUUUUACAGGAUCUUGGAGCCAGUCAGAAUGAAAUAAAUAGAUCAUUGCCAAAAAUGGACAAAAAAGAGAUCCAGAUGAGGACAAAACGAGCUCUUGAAAACGAGGAAGCAAGGAAUCAAGCAAAAAGAGCGAGGUUUGAAGACAAAAAGAAGUCAAUGCUUCAUAAAAUACCAAAAGACGACGAAAUGGAAGUGGACGAAGACACAAUUUUUGAUCAACAACGAAGAUCAGACAGCAUUAAUGAAAAAUUCAUAGCUGAGGCUAUUCAGAAUGUAGAAGUUGCAGCACAACUUAUUAUUACGUCCAUGACAAAGCUUCCUGAUAAAAUUCCAGAUUCAUUUAUUAAGGCUUAUCAGCCAAGCAUUGGUCCAGUAACAAUAACAAGCCAGAUUGAUAAAAUCUCAAGAACAUUCGCUGCUCAAUUAACAGAAGCAAAACUUGGUCCUGGAUCUAAGGAAUUGACAGCAGAAGAACCAUUAAAGGCUAAAAUGUCAGCCGUAGAGGAACAAAGCAUUGUUAUGGGCGAAGAUUAUCAAAAAGACGAAACAACAAGGAAACUGCGUGAGACAUUAGAAAGAAUGAAGGAACAACCCAAGAUGAAGCAACGAAUCAGAACAUUAAAGCUACAAGAAAUAACCAAGCCACUCCACAAAGACUUAAAGCAACAAUUCUUAAAUGAUGCAGUAAGGAGAGUCUUAAAAUGUGAGAGGCAGGCCAUUGUCAGUGGAAUGGGAUUUAAACGUAAAAAAAUCAUCACAGUCUUUGCAUCAACAUUCUUGCCUAGUGUUCGUGAAAUUGUCAUGGAAUAUAUUAUGGAGGACUUGAUUAAAAGAUUUGAUUUAGCUUUCAUGUGGCUUUUUGAGGAAUACAGCUUAAUGCAAGGAUUUACUAGAUUUUCAUAUGUAAAGUCCGAACAUAAGCAUGAUUAUGCUUACAAUCGCUUACUGUCAGAUUUAGUGAUGAAGAUUUUAAGUCGCGGAUCAGAAUUUCGUGAACGUGAAAGCUUAAUAAAGCGGCUGUACCUUGAAGCUCCAUUUGUAAGUGACGAAAGUGUUGAAAUUCUUACUAAAAUUUGUGAGAAUGAUGAUUUGUAUGAAUGUGGACUGGUUCUGUUAAAAGACUUGCUUAUUCGAAGACCUCCAAGAGAAGAAUACUUGCUUGAAACUUUAUUAAAAUUCACUGUUCAUCAAAAUACUUUGGUACGGGAAAAAGCUAUUGAGAAUGUCAUGAAUGUGUACUCGAUGCAUCAGAUUCUCUUGAAGAAUAUUGAAGGAUUUGCUGUAAAGUCCAUAAUUUUCUUACAAAUGCCACAACCAACUGAAAAUGCAAUGAAAUAUAUGCUUUUUAAUGACUUAAAUCCACCAGAUUCAUGGACAGAGGAUAUGACUAAAUCCAUGCUUAAUCUUUAUCUCACUUUGUUGCCUCAUAAUGAAUCAUUAAUCGAAGAAUUGUCUGGAGUUUAUGUUGCAGCAUCGCCUGAUGUUAAGAGAAUAAUCCUAAGAAGUAUAGAAGUUCCUGUAAAGAAAUUAGGCAUUGAAUCCAAGCCUAUUAUGAAAUUACUGGAUGUUUGUGCUAAAGGAACUGAAACUUUGAUCACCAGAAUCAUUUACAUUCUUACAGAAAAUUCAUGUCCAACACAAGAGUUGAUUGACAAAGUAAAGAACUUGUACAACACAAAGUUAAAUGACGUCCGAAUUUUGAUUCCAAUCAUUCUGCAUCUCACAAAGAAAGAAAUUGUUGCGGCACUGCCAAAAAUCUUGAAACUUAAUCCACAGUUGAUGAAGGAUGUCUUUAUGCGAUUGUUGGGAGUUAAAACUGAAGUACAAAGAAGCAACUUACAGCCAAUUACUCCAACGGAACUGCUCGUAGCACUUCACGCAAUUGACACUUCGCAAGCGGAACUAAAGCUUAUCGUGAAAGCCACAUCUUUAUGUAUAGCUGAAAAGGAAGUUUAUACACAUGAAGUUCUUGGAGUAGUUAUGCAGCAAUUAGUUGAGAUGAAUCCAUUGCCGACGCUUUUAAUGAGAACAGUUAUUCAGUCUCACACAUUAUAUCCACGUCUAUCAGGAUUUAUAACAAAUUUAUUGCAAAGAUUGAUUGUUAAGCAAGUCUGGAAGAGCAAAUUAAUUUGGGAUGGAUUUGUUAAAUGCUGUCAAAAACUACAACCACAAAGUAUGGGAGUCCUUAUUCAAUUGCCAGCAUCACAACUACUAGAUGCUCUCCAAAUCUGUCCAGAUCUUAAAAGUCCACUAUUAGAUUAUGCUCGUGAAAUGAAUAAACAUCAAAUAAGUCACGCAACAUCGCAAGUUUUGGAGGUUCUUGGCGAGUCACAAAGUGAGUCAACAACACAGCAAGAGGAACCAGACGCACCAGGCAUUUAAAAAUUCAAUGUUAAUGUUUAAGUUGUUCUUAUUAAUUAAAAAAUAAAUUGAUAUGUUUAAAAUA